AUGGCGGCACAGAAAGUGAAGAAGGCGUCUUCCAAGGCAACUGUGGAGAAGUCGAAGGCCAAAACUGUCGCUCCUCCACCAGAGUUAGUUGCGUCGGUUGCCGCUUUCUUAUCUCAAUUUGGCUUCAAAAGUACAAGCGAGGCUCUUUCCAAGGAGCAGUCUAAAAAGGCAAUUGCCAAGGUCGACUCGAAGGAAGUCCCUUCACUGCUGGACAUCUUCCGGAGCUGGCAGGACCGGAAGAGUGAGAGCAGCUCUGACAGCGAAAGCAGCUCGAGCAGCAGUGAGGAUGAGUCUAGUGACUCUGAUGUAGAGAUGAAUGAUGCGCCGAAAAUGCAAAAGAAACAGUCUAGAGAAUCCUCUCCUUCCUCGUCUUCCUCAUCCUCUUCCUCUUCCAGUUCCAGCUCUGACAGCGAUGCCGAUGAUGAAGAGGAUGACGAUGCCGCCCCCGCGCCUGCUCCAGCGCCGAAGACCACCGGCACCAAGCGCAAGGCUGAAUCCAGCUCAUCUGAAUCGUCUUCGGAAUCAGAAUCCGAGGACGAAGCACCGAAGGCCAAAAAGGCUAAGCUCUCGACGAAGUCCGAUUCAUCCUCAUCUUCCGAGUCGUCGGAUUCUGAGGACGAGGAAUCCGACUCCUCCGACAGUGAGAGCAGUGCUUCAUCCUCCGAUUCCGACUCUGAUUCCGGCUCCGACUCCGACUCCUCUGACAGUGAGAGCGUUUCAUCGUCUGAUUCCAGCUCAGACUCCGAUUCCGACUCCGAAUCCGAGAAGGAACCCGCCAAGAAGGCUGCUAAGAAGAUCCUGAAGACUGCUGCCAAGACACCCUUGCCUGAAUCAAGCUCCAGCUCGUCCAGCGACUCUGAUUCAUCCUCCUCCGACGAGUCCUCCGAUGAGUCUUCGUCAGAUGAGGAUCAGAAUACCAAUAGCCGCAGCUCCUCGUCUUCUCAGAACUCAUCCGGCAGCAGCAAAACUGUUCAGCCCUCCGAUUCCGAUGCGAAGGAGCCCAUAAACAAGACUACAAAGAAGGCUCAAGAGACCAGUUCGUCCAGCGCCAGUCCGGCUCCCGGAAAUGGCCCAGCGACGAAGAAGAAGCACACUGGAGCUCGUCCCACACCCCUGGCGCAACUUAGUGAGUUGCCACACAACCACCCCUCGAACGCAUACGUCCCAUAUGCCUACGCCGAGAAGGCUUGGAAGGAUCUGUCUGUCACUCGUGGCAAGGGCUUCACAAAAGAAAAGAACAAGAAGAAGCGUGGCUCCUACCGCGGUGGCCCCAUUGACAUCUCCGGAGGGAAGUCUUUCAAGUUCGAGGACUAA
Aspergillus fumigatus Af293 is the source of this 1314-nucleotide messenger RNA. Its product is annotated as putative ribosome assembly and transport protein Srp40. NCBI's taxonomy places the organism in Eukaryota, Fungi, Ascomycota, Eurotiomycetes, Eurotiales, Aspergillaceae. The record is from RefSeq and is a predicted model, not a curated record.